AUGAAGCCGGGCACGGAGCUCGGAUCUCGGCCUGCCGCUGCCUGGGAGCCGGGGCUGUUUCUCCGGAUCUUCACUUCCUGUUACUUCCUCACUUUGCUUUGUCAACAAGUCAGUCAGCUGAUCACCGUGUGCUGCUUCCUGGAUUCCACCAACAUCACGCAGAAACUUGAAAGUGUCAACGAACGAUCAGAGGAGCAGGGUUCGUUUCCCUCGGUGUCUCAGGAGGAGAAGGUGGAGAAGGAGGAGGAUCCGAGGAGAAACUCCUUCAAGCAGCUGUUUGGUUCCAGUGAAACGUUUCUGGUUCCAGGAGAGAAACUCCGUCACAGGAUGGAGCUGACGGGGAAAUUCAUCCUCCAGAGCCGAGCUGCAGAGCAUUACUCAGACGGAGAAGAGGCCGUGAGGAAGCGUCAGUACGAGAAGGCCGUGAUCUGCUUCUCUAAAGCCGUCACACUGCAGCCGGAGCAGAGUGGGCUGUUUGUGGCUCAGGCGGAAUCGUACCUGCAGCUCUGUGACUUCCAGUCGGCAGCCGCCUGCUUUCACAAGGCCGAGCUCCUGGCGCCCGGAGCGUUCAGCUGCCGCUUGGCUUUCACCUACUACCUCCAGGGUCAGUGUCUGUUCCACCGAGCUCUCGUCCCAGAAGCUCUGGACUCGUUCAGUCGAGCCGCGGAGCUGGAGCCCGGCUGCAGAGUCUACGCUGCCAGACGUCUGGCCUGUCUGGCAGCUGCAGGUCGUCACGGUAACUGUCUGAAGCUGGUCAACGAUUGGAUGACAUCGGACGGUCCGACCUCUGACCUUUACGUCCUCAGAGCCCGACUGCACAGACGACUCCAGCAGACGUCCCAGUGUCACCGGGACGUGAGGUCGGCGCUGGCGUUGAACCCGACGUGUCCCGAGGCCUCAGCUCUGCUGCUGCAGCUGCAGGACGCCGGGGAACGAGCCCGACUUCAGGCCGUGGAGCGAGCGCUGGGGGGGCGGCUGCCUGAAGCCGUCUGCAGGAUCAACGCCGCUCUGGAGAACUGUCCCCGGGACGCACGCCUCCACCUGUUCAGAGGGAUUCUCCACCGACGUCUGAAGGACUUCACCGCCGCCAUCGAGGAUCUGGUUCAGGCUGUGGAGCUGAGCGAGGAGGAGGAGGAGGAGGAGGGUGGGGUCAAAGGUCAGGUGGAGGUCAGACACAGGCAGGACGGCCCCUUGGAAGUGGAGGCGGAGUUUCAGCUGGUUCUCACCUACAAUGACUUUGCGGUUCAGUGUUUCAGUCGAGGUCUGUACGCCGAAGCUGCUCUGCUCCUCAACAAGGCCAUCGAGGAGGAGAAGGAGGAGGCGGGACUGUACCUGAACCGAGGAGACUGUUUCUUCAAACAGGGGGAGUGGUGUUACGCUCUGUCCGACUACCAGCAGGCCGAGGAAAUUAUGCGACCGGACGACCCGGCUCUCCGGCUGCGCCUCGCUGUCCUCCACAACACUUUGGGUUCUCUCCACUUCCAGGACGGCCGUUUCCAGGAGGCGGUGGACAUGUUGUCUCUGUCCGUCCACUACGACCCUUCAGCCGCUCGGUCCUAUGAGGACAGAGCCAAGUCCCUGAGGAAGCUGCUGCAGCUGGACCGGGCCCGAGAGGACGUGAUCCGAACCCUGAUCCUGGAUCCCAGCGGCGAGGAGCUGCCUGCGAUGCUCAUGAGUCUGUUCCCUGGACGCUGUGUCUCUGAGGUUUUGUCGAGUCCUGCAGGACAGCAGGUCAGAGGUCAGCUGACGGACGCCAUCCAGGCCUGCGGCGCCGUCUCUGAGCAACCAAGACGCAGCGAGAAGCUCCGACUGACGACUCUGACCAAUGAGAGCACAGCGAUUCAGUCAGGUGACUCGUCAGGAGGAGGAGCUGAGCCGAGGUCGAGUGUGGACCAACAGGAGGCGGAGUUAACUGUGAGGAGCCUCCUGCAAGGGCUGCUGGGAAAAACUUCAUCUUCAUCAUCUUCUUAA
Molecule: messenger RNA, 1971 nt
Organism: Limanda limanda (common dab)
Lineage: Eukaryota; Metazoa; Chordata; Actinopteri; Pleuronectiformes; Pleuronectidae
Product: tetratricopeptide repeat protein 16
Exons: 13
Coding region: 1-1971 (656 amino acids)
Molecular function (GO): protein binding
Source: RefSeq, a predicted model, not a curated record